AUGGAUGACACAAUAGUAACUCCAACACCUGAAAAUAUUGUUAAUCACGAUGAACUUAUCCUUCAACAGCAAUGGAACAUUGAGAAAGAGAUGUCGAAAUUAAUACUUCAUAUUGGCGAAGAAAAAUCACUGAAAGUUCUUGAACGCGAGUAUCCAGAAGAGCAAGUGUAUUGUUUAAAGGAUUCGCGAUGGUUUAUACUAUGCGGGUUAAUCUGUCGGUUGCCAUUGUGUCGAUGUUUAAUUAGACGGCCUACUCUGAUAAUAAUGACGUCAAUGAUACAUUUGUGCUCUCAUUUUGGAUUUUGGAAGCUUACCAGUCAAAAUCCUCCGGAGCUGCUGAUCGCCAGGAACGAGCAAGCGAUCAGCGACCGCAAGCGUUUGGCCAAGUCCUACCAGGUCCAGGACCAGCAACACCUGGACCAGAGCAGCGCCAACUUCCCCGCUGAAGAGUCUAGCUCUAACAGCUACGGAGACUCUUCCAGAACUGUCACUUCGUCUAUGUUCUCACGUAAGUACGUUCAGCCCUCCGAGAUUCUAUCAGACUUUUUUUUUGCAGACGAUGAGGCUCCUGGGAGUCAGGAACCAAACCUCAAUCUCGAGAACCGCAAGUUUGUAGUGAAGAACGAACAGGAUCUGGACCAUAUACUGAUUGACAAGGACCAAGGUUUAGAUCUGGUUAUCUAUGUUCAUUAA
This is a messenger RNA of Cotesia congregata, 693 nucleotides long. The record is from the annotation of a GenBank genome assembly. NCBI's taxonomy places the organism in Eukaryota, Metazoa, Arthropoda, Insecta, Hymenoptera, Braconidae.